UACAAAGUACCCAUUCAUAUGAAAACCAUAAAUUUGUACAGAAGGAAUAAAAACUUUGCCGUUGACGUGGAUUUUAGUUCAGACUGGCGUUUGAUCAACAACACUACAUUCGGUUUUCUGAAGGAUAUCUUUUUAUGAAUUUUAUACUUAUAGGUAUCAUCAUCUUUAACGGUUUUGAAACGCCCCCUGUGUAAGCGUGUGCUCGUACUGAUAGACACGGUAUUUAUCACUGGCAACAAAAACUGAGAGUCUGCAGUGUUUAAGUUAGGGAAUAGGUAGACUUCUCGUAAAUUUGAAACUAGAUGCACGAAAACAAAAAUAUACGUAGUUUGCAUUAGCUCUUGAAAAGUUAUUUAUUAUAUUCAGGAAUUUACACUUGUAUCGUAUCAUUAUAUCAUAAUGUGGAAAUCAUUAUCACAAGUUUUAUUUUGCUGCAUUUUGUCAGUAGUGCUUUAUUCCAACCUCUCAUGUGCACAAACAGCACAACGGACAAUAAAUAGGUUCCAGACUUGCAGAGAUGUCAAUUUUUGUUGCCCUGGACGAAAUAACACGUGCUAUGCUUUCGGACCUCGGAGGGACGGCAACGUAAAUGAAUCAAAAUGUUUUUGCGAUGAUAAUUGUAGAGCUAUGAAUGAUUGCUGUAUAGACCAUGAAAGUUAUUGUGAAUAUCAAAGAGGACAAGACUGUGUGCUGAGUAAAUGGACUGAAUGGUCUAAGUGUGACAGUCAGUGUGGCAAAGGUAUCCAGAAACGUAAACGUCAUGUCAUAGAGUCAGCAGCCCAUGGUGGCAAACCCUGUGGUCAUCAAAGACAGAAGCGUGUCUGUUAUAACGAAAACUGUGAAGAUGUACAAAGUGUAGAAUACUCAGCCAGAGAAUUGAGAGAAGUAGGAAGAAUACUGCCUGCAGAGUUUGGUAUUUUCAGAACAAGUGAAGUCUAUAAUCCACUUAAAGGCAUCAGAAAGAAUUUACCAUUCUUCCAAGAUCUAAAGAAUGAAGUGCCUACUGUCACAGCAUACUGUGGAACCUACAAAAUAACAGAAUCCUCCAGUAAAUGUACCAAUACUACACAAGAAAAUCAUAGCUGGGCUAAUGUGCUGAAAAUUAAUGCUGAAGUUUGUGCCGAAUGUCAGCCUUUUGCCAUGCAUAAACAUUUUGGAAUGAGAUGCAAAGGACAUGGUGUACCCGGAAAGAUUACACGCUGGAGAGCCAUUGAUGUACCUCACUGCAGUGGAAAAUGGGAGCUGAAAACUAUUGAUAGGGGUUGCACCUGUAACGUUCACCAAAACAAAGAUUUCAUCUUCAUCUGAGCUCUUGGUUUUAAGAAACUUGUAUUUGAAUUCAUCUUAAGGAAAAAUAGAUCAGUGUACUUGAGAUGCUUGAAGACUAGUACUUGAAUGUCAAAUUGGUUGAAUGGUUUUAACUGUAAUGAGUUUUGCGCAUCUGAAUUUUUUUAUUUUUUUUUAAAUCAUGUUUUUUUUUGGUUUUUUUUUUGGAGGAUAUUUCAUUACAAUGUAUUUUAUUAAUUUUGUUAUUUGUUUGUAUAUUAAUCAAAAUAAGGAUAAGAUUUAUGAUAAUCCUCUUUUAUUUUUACUCAGACAUUUUAAAGUCAUAUAUAUCAUGUAUUGAGUAUCGUUUGCUACAAAUAUUACAAAUAACCUAUCAGAAUUUAGUGCUACUGUUGUGAUUAGUUUGUGACCAGAAAACAUAAGAUAUAUACCCUUGAAAAAGAGAGGCAGAACAUACUUAAGUAUAUAUAUGCAACUAAUGCAAUUAAGUUUGUUUCUCACUUUGUACACAGAAAACAGAAAUCUAAAUCAUGACAUCAAUUUAGCACCUAAAAACCAACUUUUUCUCUACACAAUAAUGUUGAAAAGAUAGAAACAGAUUUUAUUGUCCUAUAAUGGACUAUUAACUGAUAAUCUUUAUAGUAAGGCAAUUUUGGAUGAGUCUUUAUAUAGAUAUAAAAAGUUAUGAAUGUAUGAAUUUUGAAGACAAUUAUUAAUAUAUGUUUGGAGAACUGCAGUUGUUUACAUUUAAGGUAAAAGUAAUAAAGAUGUUCAAAUUCUCAAACUGCUAGUGACAUAAGCCGUUUUUAGCUCCAACGUUUAAUAAACUUUAAAUCCAAGCAUCCAGCACAAAAAUUCAUGAACCACAUUAUUGUUCGCUGAGAAUGGAAUUUGAACAUAUCUGUAAACACUUUAGAUGAUACAUUUUGCAUUGUGUAAAAUACUUUAUUCUGCUGUAGUAAUGUUUUACAUCUGCUAUGGUAAUGUAAAAGCUUCACCAUGAAGUUUUCAUUGGCCAGUAAUUUUCUCUUUAUAUGUGCAUUUUCCUUGAGAGUAUAUGUUGAAAAUUAUAAUAAUUUCAAUAACUGUCAGUGUGUCUUUUGCAGCAUCAUUGGCUUGUAUAGUCAUAGAUAAGUCAUCUUAAAAUUGUGAAUGUGAAUCUUACUGGUUUUGCUAACUGGUCUAUAUGUCCAAUCAUAUUAAGUUUAAGCAGCAGUAAUUAGGUUACGUCUGUUAUUUAUAAUUUUAUUAAUUAGAAUCACAUUAGAUGUAGGCUUGAGUGAUAUAUAUAGCAAUGUUUAAUGUACCUGUAUGUAACCUAUAUUGCAUGCUCAUAUACCACAUUUAAUGUUAAAUUCUGAGAUAUACUCACAUAACUUCACAACUCAGUGUACAAGUUGUCUGACUCACAUAACUUAACAUCUCAGUAUGCAAGUUGUAUGACUUAUUUGCUUUCACAGCUUAGUGUACAAGUUAUCUGGCUUACAUGUACCUUCCACACACAAUGCACAAGUUUUCUGACAUUGUUUUCACACUUAGCAUACAAGAUAUUUACUAUCAUUGUUUCACACUCAUUGUGCAAGUUGUCUGCUAACAUACUUUCACAAUCAGUGUACAAGUUGUCUGACAAAUAACUUCAUAACUGUAAGUACAAGUAGGUAUGAUUGUUUUAUAUAUCAAUGAUUCCCUGAAGAUUUUUGUGUACAAUUUGCCUCUCAUUUUAUCAAUUUCAGUGAGUCACAAACAUUUAAUGAAGUUUCAUAUCUAAUGAGCAUCUUUAUAUGAUGGUUUUUGGCUUAAACUUUAUAAUAAUGCAGCAAUAUAUGUCUUGUAUUUUCAGUACUAAUUGUACAAUUUAUUGAUACAUUGACAUCUUUUUUUAUACAUAAAAAGGAAAUUUUAGAUCUGAGUUAUAGCCAGAAUUUGUUUAAUCAAAUGCCAGAUCUAUCUCAUAGUUAUGUUAAAUAUGUUAUUUUUGUCUAGUUUACAUACUUCAUCACAAAAUACAGCAAUUUGAUGAUUUCACCAUCUGUUUUGAUGCAAUCAUAGAAAUUGAACAUUUUUAAAAUUAAAAUAUUUUCCUCAUUUUUUACUGUCAACAAAGAACUUGUUCUUUUUACUUCUUUUUUUGUAAAAUGGUGAAGUCAAAAUAUUGAAUGUGACUUUUUUCUUCAAAUUAACCAUUGGUUAACAGGUUUGAAUUUAAGAGUUUAAAAUUUUACCAAUUUAGCCAAUGUAAAAUAUUUAAAAUUUACUAGAUAAUGGCAUUGAUGAAAUUUAUAUUAAAUUUUAAAUGGGUUCCUGAAAUGUCAGUGGCAAGGAAAAUGUAGUUAAAAAAAGAAGUUGAAUUGUUUAUUUGAGAUUUUGUGUAUGUAAUAUACAUGUAUUUGCUAUCAAUGUAUAUAUAUAUGAACAAGGAUUUAAUUUGAAAUAAUUUUUGACCAUUUUGUUGAUGAUGUUUGUAGUAGAUUUUUAUCAAUAGCUUGAAUAUCACUAUGAUACCAUAGUUGUAUAAUGGGUGAUUAUCUGUUUAUGGUCACAUAUAUCUAAAUAAUGAACUCGGCAUGAACGUCAACUACAUUCUUUAGGUAAAAAUAGGAAAUCCAUGGUAGUUUGCUUGAACAUUGUUUGUGCACAUACUUCAAAAAGGGUUUUAAUGUUGAGUUUCUGAUAUGAAGGCGACAUUCUAUAUACCGAUAAAUCAAGAGCUUUCUAUCUAAGCUACCUUUCAGGUUUCCAACAGUUUAGGCAUAUACAAGGGUGGUGAUAAAUUAAUGUAAGAAAAUAUAUAGAGGAUAUGUGUAGUUUAUAGAAAGGGUGAAGACAACAAAUGCUGAUAAAAAAGGAUGACAUGUAAACAUUAUGGGGAAAGGCCAAAAGAUGGUCUUCAAAGUGGAAAUACAGAGAAUAUAGUAUAAACUUUCUAUACAUAGCAUUUUUCAAUUCACUUUCAUUCUCAAUUUUUUGAGAUUUCAAGUCUCUCAAAUCCCACACAAUUUAUCUGAGAGGCACACAUUUUUAUCCCACAUGUUUGGAAAAUCCCCUUAAUGUUGUAUGUUUCCCCUUUGAUCUUCAUUCAUUUUAUCAAACUUCACGAAAAUGGAUUUCCAAAUUUUGACAUGCCUAUGACUUUAUACAGAAAUGCUACAUCAUUAAGAAGUUUUUCAAGGUAACCCCUAAUAUUCUUUCAAAAGUGAACAGAAUCUAUUGUAUUUUAUCUAUUUUAAUAUCAAGAAGAUAUUUAAGGAGUGAUGAUAGACUUUUAUCUUUUAUAUAGUGUAGUCAUGUGCAGUGUAGCAAGUCUUGUACAUCUAUGGUCUAGAAUUAUUCUUUUGUACAGAUAUUUGUAAAUAUUUUCUCUAAAAUUUUUGAUGCCAUUGUUUAUACUAGCAUGUCUAGCAUAUAUACAUAUAGGGGUAGAUGUUAGCCUCUGUCCUGUUAUAUAUUGUGUAAAUAACUCAGCAUUUCAGUUUUAUACACUAAAUGGACUUUUUAACAGUAAUAAAUACAUUUAUUUCA
Mytilus californianus (California mussel) is the source of this 4806-nucleotide messenger RNA. Its product is annotated as somatomedin-B and thrombospondin type-1 domain-containing protein-like. The transcript has 4 exons. Bases 400 to 1308 code for a protein of 302 amino acids. The record is from RefSeq and is a predicted model, not a curated record. Lineage: Eukaryota; Metazoa; Mollusca; Bivalvia; Mytilida; Mytilidae.